This is a messenger RNA of Phanerochaete carnosa HHB-10118-sp, 318 nucleotides long. RefSeq lists its product as uncharacterized. The transcript has a single exon. The coding region runs from base 1 to 318 and encodes 105 amino acids. NCBI's taxonomy places the organism in Eukaryota, Fungi, Basidiomycota, Agaricomycetes, Polyporales, Phanerochaetaceae. The record is from RefSeq and is a predicted model, not a curated record.
AUGUCCCAGACCGCCAAAGGAACAGUCUCGUCCCAGGGCCAAAACCGAUUCAUCGCCAGAUUCGUUAUGCCCAAUGGCCAAGUGCGCACCUACAACGCUUCUGUCAAUCCUCCCAUUACCAACAUGACAAUCAACACCGCGACGCUGACCUGGAGCGACGACGAUCAGUUGGUCGGCGCGGACAGCUACGAGGGCACGGUCGGGACUGACCUCAACAUCACGCUCGGCAAAGGGCCCACCAUCAAGGGGACGCUCCAACAGCCCGUCAAUCCCACUCAGGCCAUUGUCGGCAAUGGCGACUGGGCCAUGACGAUGUAA